Alligator mississippiensis (American alligator) is the source of this 4703-nucleotide messenger RNA. RefSeq names its product solute carrier family 37 member 3 (gene SLC37A3). Gene Ontology annotation, biological process: transmembrane transport. The coding region runs from base 126 to 1631 and encodes 501 amino acids. The record is from RefSeq and is a predicted model, not a curated record. Lineage: Eukaryota; Metazoa; Chordata; Crocodylia; Alligatoridae. Gene Ontology annotation, cellular component: endoplasmic reticulum membrane. The transcript has 15 exons. Gene Ontology annotation, molecular function: transmembrane transporter activity.
CAGGUGAGUGGUGCCGACGUGGAGCUCGCGGAGUUGCGCCGGGGUGCAGUGAGAAUAGAGAUGACUUAAGCUACCGUCUAGCCCCUGACGCCAAGGGCAGGAGCAGGAAGGGGGAGGCCAGAAGGAUGGCUAUGCCUAGGAGCUUACGGAGGCAACCUGGAAACAGGGCCCUUGCGUCCAUCUGCACUCAUCAUCACAUUGCUGUGUUCCUGCUUACCUUUUUCAGUUACUCCCUGCUCCAUGCUUCCAGAAAGACUUUCAGCAAUGUCAAGGUCAGCAUUUCUAGCCAGUGGACCCCUACUUUCCUCAACAACACUGCCAUGGAACUCCAGCCAUAUGAGCUCUGGAACAGUAGCCAUUUAUUUUCUACUGCGGAAGAAGCUACUCUCUUCCUGGGGACUUUGGACACUAUCUUUCUCUUUUCCUAUGCUGUGGGUCUCUUUGUCAGUGGCAUAGUUGGAGAUCGCCUGAACUUACGCUGGGUUUUGUCUUUUGGCAUGUGCUCCUCUGCACUGGUGGUAUUUUUGUUCGGCACUGUCACAGAAUGGCUGCACUUCUACAACAAGUGGUUCUACUGCUGCUUAUGGGUCCUGAAUGGCUUGUUGCAGUCCACCGGCUGGCCCUGCGUUGUUGCUGUCAUGGGAAACUGGUUUGGAAAAGCUGGGAGGGGCUUUGUUUUUGGACUCUGGAGUGCCUGUGCAUCGGUGGGGAACAUUCUGGGAGCCUUCCUUGCAUCCUGUGUGCUGAAGUAUGGCUAUGAGUAUGCCUUCCUGGUGACCACAUCAGUGCAGUUUGCUGGAGGAGGAGUUGUUUUCUUUGGGCUUAUAACAUCCCCUAAGGAAGUGGGCCUCCCUGAGCUUGAUGCAGAAGAGAAGAAUGUUGUAGAAGAAGAUGCCAACAGACCCUUAAUGAGCAGUGAAGAUGUGGAUGACUAUGACCGGAAUUAUUCCAUUCAGGCAUCUGACAGUAGCAUUCAGCCCAAGGCCAUUGGCUUUUUCCAAGCUUGUUGCCUACCAGGUGUCAUACUGUAUUCUUUGGCCUAUGCCUGCUUGAAACUAGUAAAUUACUCAUUCUUCUUCUGGCUGCCCUUCUACCUCAGCAACAACUUUGGAUGGAAAGAGGCUGAAGCUGACCAACUCUCGAUUUGGUACGAUGUGGGAGGAAUUAUAGGUGGGACCAUCCAAGGCUUGAUUUCUGACAUGCUACAGAAGAGAGCCCCAGUGCUAGCAAUCAGUCUGCUCUUGGCUGUAGGGGCUCUCUUUGGAUACAGUCGUUCUCCUGACAGCAAACCCAUAAAUGCAGUUAUCAUGGCAGUUACAGGCUUUUUCAUUGGAGGCCCUUCUAACAUGAUCAGUUCUGCAAUUUCUGCGGACUUGGGACGUCAGGAGCUGGUCAGAGGGAGUAGUGAGGCACUAGCAACCGUCACUGGAAUUGUGGAUGGAACUGGUAGCAUCGGAGCUGCAGUGGGCCAGUAUCUGGUGUCUCUGAUCCAGGAGAACCUGGGAUGGAUGUGGGUUUUCUAUUUCUUUAUUCUGAUGAUAAGUUCAACAAUCCUGUUCAUUUCACCAUUAGUAGUGAGGGAAAUCAGAUUGCUUCUACAAGAGAGACGUUUGCGUAGGCUGACUGGAUGACUCCUGCCUCCCUCAAAAACUGUCCAGGGGAAAUCACCAACUGGGAGAUCAGUCAAAACUCUGGAAGGUUUUAUGGGAGUUUUUUCCACCUGCACCCAAAAUCAUGCUAACUGAAAAGAUUGUAUUAAGUUGCCUUUGAGAACUUGAUGUUACAGUAUCCAAAUAGCCAAAUGGAUCAUGGAGCUACUAUUCUGAACUCGCAGAACUGAAUUGGCCUUCAAACCCUACCAGAGCUUUUCAAGUCAGCAAGCACUUUCUAAUCCCUCCUCUCCUCUUUUGUGUUCUCAUUGUUGCACUCUUUCCCGGCUUUUUUUGUGGAUGUCCUGCCAAGAGUCAAAUAUAUUUAAAAUUGAAGAUGGAAAACCUGUCCAAACAGGGUAACUCUGCUGGGGAAAAGAGGUGGCUCAUGUCAUGAAUAGUCUAAAUGUGUAAACAUGGGUUUUGCUUCUGUGUUUAGAAUGGGUAACACCAUUUUCUUGGAUUUUACUUUCCAGAAGUCUUGGAAAUAGCUUUGCUAAGUCCUUCCACAGAUUAACCUCUGCUGCCCUCUGCUAAUAUUUUUCAUGUUUAGAUUAUUUCUCUAUUUCUCCAUACUUGAUCUGUUUUUGAUUAUUACUGAAGUCUGGAAAAUUGGAUUGAAAUUUCAGAACAUUUUACUAGUCAAAUAUAGAAUAGUGAAGUAAUACUUUAUCAUGAACAUCUGCAUAGAAGAUAUUUAGUCCACAAGAUUACUUGGAUGGCUUUGGCAUCAGGAAUGAGAUGCAGAUACUUUCAGUACCAAGUUGUCUUUGUGAAUCUAUAUCUGAUGGACACCGCCCAAAAGUCAUUACUUUGGGUAUCUAAUGUUUGUCUGAUGACCUUUCUGAAAGAAGCGGCAUCACUGUUCAAUUCUCCUUGAACAGUUGUCUGUAUCUGGGUUGUCCAGGCCUGGCAGAGAAGAUCCAGGAUUGAAUGAAAUGAGCUUGUCCUUUUACAUGGUCCUUGCAGACUUUUUUGUAGUAUGUUAGCAAGGCAACAUAAGGAAACCUGCACUGCUCUUGCCCAUGCUUCCCUGGCUCCUUAGGAAAAGAGAGAACUUCAGAUUCCGUGGUUCAUAAUUGGCGACAUAGUUUAUUAGAAAAAUAGAGGUAAGCCAGCUACAAAAACAAGUAAUUCUAUUUUACAUAGCUUUUUAUUUGACACUUGCUACAUUUGUAUCUGAGCAGCUUCUAGUUGUGCAUUAAGAAUGCAGCUAACAUCUGUCAUUUAUCUGUUAGUUAAGCUGUUUGCCAGUCACCUCCUGAACCAGAUCAGCGAUCCAGUUGCUCAGCUGUGCAAUGUUUCCCUCACACCCCCCACCCCAUUUUCUGCCUUAGAUAACUCCUGUUGGCUCCAGAAAAAUCAUUUGAAUAAGACUUGAGUGAAAUAUUUAGUCCAAUUAAUCAUUGUUGCCAGGAUGGAAAAAUAUUCUUAAAUAACUGAAACUUCAAAAAGGACUUUUUAAAAUAGAAAUUUUGUCUUUUUUUAAACAUAAUGUACAGUAAUUUUUAAAAAAACUUUUAUGAAUACAAAUGGUAGUUGUGACGGUUGUGAUGAGUGGAGCAUUGUUAGUGUUUUAGUUUCUUUGUAGUCAGUUGUUGCCCAGUGAUUGUUUGUUAUUCUUUGCCAUGCCAACCAGUUUCACAACUUCAUUUCCUGGGAUUAUGCAGUUGUACUGUUCUACUGUUUUUCAUGAAGUUUGCUUCCUCUUUAUGGAUGAUUUCUGCUUUCAGAUCUCCUUUUCUCUUCUUUCACUUAACCAUCAAACUUCAGUAGUUGAGGAGAAUUUGCAGUUAAUCAUACUAGGGAUAUACUAGGAGGACUUUGUCCUCUUGUUCAAAUUUUUGCCAUUAUAAAUAGGAGUGAUUGUGAAGAGAGACUGGGGACCUGAUAUGUGCCCUCAGUUUAUUGCAAGAUUGCAGCCUUCAGUUAGUUGUUCAAAUCCCAAGCUUGGCAUUAGUCAGUUUUCCAACGGAAGCAAACCCCUUGAAUUUCAUGUUUGAAAUGGAUGGUGGCAGUCUGUGUGUUCAUCUAAAAAUUUUGAGGUUUUGGAUUCCAUAGAUUUCAUAGAUUUCAUAGACAUUAGGGCUGGAAGGGACCUCGGAAGAUCAUCGAGUCCAGCCCCCUGCCCAAAGGGCAGGAAGUCAGCUGGGGUCAUAGGAUCCCAGCAAGAUAAGCAUCCAGUUUCAUCUUGAAGGUGUUCAAUGAAGGCGCUUGAACGACCUCCGGUGGCAGGCUGUUCCAGACCUUGGGGGCUCGGACAGUAAAGAAAUUCUUCCUUAUGUCCAGCCUGAAAUGAUCUUGUAGUAGUUUGUGACCAUUCAACCUCGUCAUCCCUUGGGGCGCUCUGGUGAACAAACGUUCCCCCAGAUACUGGUGGUCACCCCUGAUAAACUUGUAGGUGGCCAUCAGAUCACCCCUGAGCCUGCGCUUUUCCAGGCUAAAGAGCCCCAGGGCUGUCAGCCUGUUAUUGUAGGGUCUGCUUCCCUGACCUCUGAUCAUGCGCGUGGCUCUUCUCUGGACUCUCUCAAGCUUCUCCACAUCCUUUUUGAAUUGUGGAGCCCAAAACGGGACGCAGUACUCCAGCUGCAGCCUCACUAAGGCCGAGUACAGGGGGAGAAAGACGUCCUGGGAUUUGCUUGAGAAGCAUCUAUGGAUGUAAGCCAGCGUUUUGGUCGCUUACUAGCCCAGAUAAACGUUUUGGUUAACCAUCCAGGGGCCAAAUACAUUUUUAUGGAAACAAACAUUUGAAGAUUUUAGUGCAAAUCAGUACAGUUGAUGUGAAGUGUUCCUUUUUGCAAAAUAUAUCAAAUAGGCUGCCAAGGCUCUAUCUACACACUAACUCCUGUUCACAUGUAUUCUUGGAGCAUGGUCUGUUUUGUGGUUAGAACUUGGCUGGCUACACAUUCUUUCUUCUGUCUAAGUCUUAAAUAUAUUUAUUGUGGGCCCUUUUGUGUGCUAUGUAUUUCCUCAAGCACUACAGAUGGGGAAUGCUUUGAUUCUGACCAAUAUCCAAAUCAGUUUCACAUAAAUAAAUUAUUUUUGGUGAGUUGA